Messenger RNA from Syngnathus acus (greater pipefish), 1548 nucleotides. RefSeq names its product ring finger protein 5 (gene rnf5). Bases 145 to 765 code for a protein of 206 amino acids. Gene Ontology annotation, molecular function: ubiquitin-like protein conjugating enzyme binding; metal ion binding; ubiquitin protein ligase activity. The transcript has 6 exons. The record is from RefSeq and is a predicted model, not a curated record. Gene Ontology annotation, cellular component: endoplasmic reticulum. Gene Ontology annotation, biological process: ubiquitin-dependent protein catabolic process. NCBI's taxonomy places the organism in Eukaryota, Metazoa, Chordata, Actinopteri, Syngnathiformes, Syngnathidae.
GGAAGUGCGUCAGAUGUACGGCUCGAGUAAAGUGUCAGCCGUCGACAGAGUCGCUUGUGAUUCACAGCCAAACGUUAGUCUUGAUCGGGCAUUUGUGUUGACAGGUUGACGCGUAACUCCUUUUCUCUUGCACCCCCACCUACUAUGGCAGCCACCGACCCCCGGUUGUCGAGUGACGGCGGACCGAGCAGCAGAGGAGGGUACCCAAGUGGGGAGAGCCGCAAAGACCGCGACGGAUCGGGCGGUGGUAACGGGGAAGACGACCGGGACCGAGGCAAUUUCGAGUGCAACAUUUGUUUCGACACUGCUAAGGAUGCUGUCAUCAGUAUGUGCGGCCACUUGUUCUGCUGGCCCUGUCUCCAUCAAUGGUUGGAGACGAGGCCUAGCAGACCACAGUGUCCUGUGUGUAAAGCCGGUAUCAGCAGAGACAAGGUCAUCCCACUGUAUGGACGAGGGAGCUCCAGUCAGGAGGACCCUCGGUUGAAAACUCCCCCACGGCCUCAAGGACAGAGAACCGAACCAGAAAGCAGAGGCGGGAUGUUCCAGGGUUUCAGCGACACCAGUUUCCACAUGUCGUUUGGCAUCGGCGCUUUUCCCUUCGGCUUCUUCACGACCGUCUUCAACGGCAACGACCUUUUUCACAGAGCAGACCAAUACCCAGGUGAUGCUGCCCAAGGCAACGGCGGUAACGGAAAUCACAAUUGGCAAGAUUGCCUCUUCCUGUUCGUGGCCGUUUUCUUUUUCUUCUGGCUGCUAAGCGUGUGACAAAGAGGACGAAUGGCGAAGAUGGACGGACAGAGGGGAAGGGAUGGGUCACUUAACCUGAGCCACAUACACUCAUGUCUUUUUUUUCUUCCUGGGAAGAGCAGUUGUUCACAAGAAGCUUCCAAUCUGCCUUUUGUUAAUAGAAACAGUGAAAAGCAGCUGUUGAAUUACACUGUACAAAUAAUCAGUCUGUCUUUAGGGGGUCAGAAGAAGAAGUAUUAUGUGGUCAGGGUGACCAGAAGUGAGUGUAAUUCACCCCUCUACCCGCUUCUCGAGGCCCAGGACAGUGAUGGAAGAGCACUGGCUCCAUUGGUUACCAUAACAACCUUUUUCUUGCCUUUAAAAGGCCAAAGAGUAGCAGUCAUUGGGUGUGUGUCGAUAUAUUUGUCUUAAAAACGACUGCCAGUGCACUGUGAUGCCAUUUAAACCUGUCCUCAUUUGUUCCAAAAUGGUUUCCUUCUACCAAAGCUUCCCAAAAUAAGAGCAAAUGAGUAGAAAAAGCGAAAUCUCAAUGAACCAUAUUGGGAAAAUGAUUUCGGGCAGACACGCAGCAGUUCAGUGAACUGUGCAUCAUAAACCACAUCCUGUAUGUCAGAGCGAGUGAUCCAUUUGUAUAAAGAUUUGUAAAUGUUUUUUUCUUGUCCUUAUAAAUUCACUUGUAGCAAAUGCACUGAUAACCAGAAUGCUUUUUCUAAAUUUUGCCACAUUUUCUGCCAGUGUGUACCAAUAAAAAAUAGGAGCUUGGCUAAUGUGAGACUAAGCAAGACAUUCAAAUUUCUAUCA